This is a messenger RNA of Saccostrea echinata, 10739 nucleotides long. RefSeq lists its product as uncharacterized. Gene Ontology annotation, molecular function: protein binding. The coding region runs from base 1 to 10059 and encodes 3352 amino acids. The record is from RefSeq and is a predicted model, not a curated record. The transcript has 51 exons. Lineage: Eukaryota; Metazoa; Mollusca; Bivalvia; Ostreida; Ostreidae.
AUGGCAAUUUGUGACGAUAAAACAGAUCGCAGUGGAGCCUGCACAAAGUAUUACUCUAAUGAUGGAAUUUUGAAGCGGAACCAUCCAAUAGUGCGUGACAGUGGGGGGUCGUGCUUCUCCCCGGAAAAGUGUACAAAUUGUAAUGAUGGCUUCUAUGGAGACGGGCCUUAUUGUAAAAUUUGUCCUCCUAUUGCAAAUUGCAACCACCGCAGAUGUACAUCACCCGGUGAUAACAUCUGUGUUUACUGUGAAGGAGAGGUUUUGGAGAAGGACUAUUACAGGGCAUACACACCGGUUCCUAGUCAGAAAAAGAAGUGUGAAAAGGCCUGUUCCUGGAGGUCUGAUAGCACAAGGUGUUUCCCUGGGACCUGUACCGAUGGAUUGGCCUCCCAGUGUAAAUGUUCCCCUGGCUUUGAGGGCCACCACUGUGAACAAUUGGUAACAAAGGCCUCAAUCAUGGAGAAUGAGUGUAAAUUGGAAGAUCCAAGAGGGAGAAUCCUAGCAAACCCUGCUGAUCUAAAUGAGGGCCCUCCACAGCCUACCCGCUGGACUAACAAUGUCAUCUGGGUGAGGGCCGUAACAAAAUGGGAUGCCUUAUUACAGCUUCCAGCAGCACCUCCAGUCAUCUCUGGAUUGGACCAUUACGUCACUGACUUUAGAUAUGGAAUUAAAUUCGCAUCUACUAAAUUACGUCAAUUUAGGGCGGGAAGAAAAAUUGUUGAGCUGACUCACAUUUGUGAGGGUGUGUCAGAAAGAGCUCCCAAAACAACAUCGUUUUCCUGCAAAAAAACCUUUUAUAAUCUUGGACGCUCACUGCAAGAUUUGAAACAUGACGAUCAAUUGAUAUUCUAUCUCCAAGCCACGACAGGAGGUUAUGUUAAAGUGAAAAACAGAGAGGCAAAUAAUAAGAUACAGUACCAUCCCUUAGUGGGCAGGACAACAGAAAGAGAGUUUACAUACCACUGGGACUUGGAGAAACCUUAUCAUAACUUAGUGAAAGGUGUUGAUAAUCCACCAUUCCUUAGUGUUCCAGAUUUAACAGAAAAUCCAAAAGUUGACAUGACAUGGGGAGGAUGGAUAGACGAUUUGUCAGGGCUGGAGAAGUACCAGUAUGAAGUGUAUGAGCUAGGACAUGAUGGGAAACUGUUAGGAGAACAGCAGGGAAAGAUGAUCAAAAGUCCAACAGAUUUAGCACUUAAUGUUACAGGGGAAUCCUUUGACUUGCCAGCACCAGGAAUGUACUCUAUUCAUUUCUCAGCUUUUGAUAAAGCAGGGAACCACAAAACAGGAAGAAAAGUCCUUCUUUAUGACAACAUUUCUGAAGUCACCACCAACCCUUCCAAGGUGACAAGGGUCACCACAGCUACUAAGGAAACAAGUUAUGUAUGGGUUACCAAGGAUACCAGAUAUGUGGAUAUAAUGUGGAGAGACAGAUUUCGUAAUUCCCGCCAUGAAAACAAUCGAUGGCUGAACAGUGUUGCAUCUACUACAGGAGUGGAAUCAAAAUAUGAUGAUCAUUAUGGAGAAAGACAAAGCAAGGAGAUUCCAAAUGUUCAUGCAUUGGUGGAUUUCAAAGUAGCAUAUAAUGUCACUGAUACAGUUAGUACUGUUGACUCCCAAGGUUUCACAUCAGUGUCCUCUAUCUUUAAGCAAGGUGACCAGCUUAAUUUGCCGUGGACUGAUGGGAACAAGUUGGAUGUAACUGUACGCGCAAUAGAUGUGCUGGGUAAAUAUCUGGAUGAAUCUGUAACGGUUUACAGAGAUGCAUCACCACCUCAUAUCGAGGAUUUGUGGCUGACACGUGGAGAUAGAUUGAAUGUCAGUGUUCAUAGAAUCGAAGACUUUAAGGAAAUGACGAUAGAGUGGAUUGCAUAUGACCAUCACAGUGGACUGAACAACAUUGCCUGGAGAUUGUUUGAUAACUUCACAGGGUUAGAUGUACUGCAUGGACAUGAGGAUAUCCCAGCUCAAGGAAUGGCCAAUGACACAGAAGAAUGUGAAUCAAAAUAUGGAAGCUAUCCUAGAGGAGCUAACUGCUAUGAAACUCCAUUCUGGGGAGCCUACCACAAACAUUUUCAAGUGAAACCAGCAAUCAAAUCAAAUGGUGGACUUGUAGAUGGGAAACACAAAGGCGUGCAUGAUUCUGAUUAUUACUUGGAGGUGACAGCCACAAACAAGGCCAUGCUGACCACCGUACUGUCCAAGAAGAUAACAAUAGACACUUCCCCUCCCCACACUGGGAUGGUUGAGGAUGGGAUACCUGGAGGGGAUGAGGUGGACUAUCAGCAGAGUAAGACCCUGACUGCCCACUGGGAGGGAUUCUUUGACAGGGAGAGUGGGGUGCUGUUUUAUCAGUAUGGAUACGACACCAAACCUCUCAGUGCCUCAGCCUUUUCUCUGGAGGCUAGUGGAAAUGGUCAGAUUUUUGAGACCUACUCGAUGCACGCCACCCAUACUGUGACUACAGAGGGACAGUAUUACAUCUGUGUUGUGGCUUAUAACCGUGCCCUAGAGCCCUCUGAGCCUGUGUGUUCAGAUGGAGUGAUGGUAACUACAGCAGUGCCAUCUGUACAGGAAGUGAAUAUAGAGGGAGCCACAGUCACUGGGGGACUAGUUACAGACAGCAAAGACUUCUGGAUUGUUACCAGUAAUAGGUUCAGAAGGCUGAUUAAAGAUCCCACACCUGAUUGCACUGCCAAAGCUACAGUUUUACCUGACCUUGACCUUUUACCUGCUGAGCACCAUGACAAUGGUACAUUUGUAACAGUAAAUGGCAGUGUGUUUUGUGCUAACUCAACAGGAUCACCUGAUAAACUGAGUCCCAUGUUAUCCAAAUCAUCACGGCUGUUUUUGAGUUGGCUACCAGUUGCUAACCCUGGCAGUGUCCAUGAUUAUGAAGUGGGAUUUUCCUCUACAGCUGGGAGUCCUGCCCCAGACAUCAUGGCCUUCAAAAGUACCAAACAGCACCCCCACAUCCAUGUGUAUCACACUGAUGUACCUGAUGGAUCUGAGUUCUACACUGUCAUCAAGACAAUCAGCAAAGCAAAUGUGGAGGGAACUCAGUCCAUUGGUCCAUGCUUCAUGGAUACCACACCUCCAGUGUUUACAGGACCUAUCAGUGUCAGGCACUCAAAUGGAUUCCUAACUGCAGCAUGGGGAGCGGGUGCUUUUUCUGAUGCCCAGGAGCCUUACCAACUGAAACUAGAAUUUGCUAUAGGACACUUGCCAAGACAAACAGAUGUGCAGUCAUACAUUCCACUACAGAGUGGUGGAUCCUGUGUGGUGGGGAACCCUCCAACCUGUACAGCCAUUGCUGUAUCAGACACAGAGUGGAGACUUCAUGGACAUCAGACGUAUUACGUCACUAUCAAGGCAGAGAACUCUGGUGGUCUCUCAACAUAUGCCGUUUCUGAUCCAUACAUUCAUGAUGUACAACUGGCUACCAAGGGAGUGGUGUUUGAUAUUCAAGCAUCUAACCUAGGUCAAAUGCCUUUCACCGACAUAGAGGAUGUAGAUUUUAUGACAACAAAAGGCAGCCUGACAGCCCACUGGGAGGGCUUCUCUCACCCCCACCUGAAUGUUACAUACAAAUUCCAGGCAGGUACCACCCCAGGUGGUGCAGAUGUUGUGCCUUCUUUAGAUGUUGGAUCUAUGGAUUCUUAUUCUGCUACUGGUCUAAGUCUACAAAAUUUCAAGACCUACUAUGUGACAAUAACAGCUGUGACCUUGUCAGGCAGUGUGACUGUGACCUCUGAUGGGGUCACAGUAGUACAGGAGAGUGCUGUGUUAUCAGGGAUAGACAUCAAUGAUGGAGAGCUCUGUAUUAUGACAGUUGACAAUGGUACUCUCUUCAAACACCAUUAUGAGGACAACAGGAAGAGGUGCGAGAAUGACACUGACUUCCAGGCAUCUACAAACACACUACAGGCCUACUGGCAGGUUCCCACAGACAUGGAAUUCUAUACUCCUGAUGCUCAUUUUGCUAUUGAGGAAAUGUUACUUGGCAAUUUGUGGAACACUUUAAGGGAAUACGAACAUAUCCGCAAGCAUAAUGAAGCCAAAGUGACAAACUUGGAUCUUAAACCUGGAAGAACAUACAGAAUGGCUGUCAAACUGUGUGCCAUAACCACAUGUUAUGAUCCACUGUACAGUGAUGGAGUCAUGAUACUGGCUAAUCCUCCUAAUAAAGGGAAGAUAACUGUGGAACACCAGAAUACCACUCAAAGUGCUGGACUCAAGGAAAAGAUAAUUGUCAACAUGGAUAGAUUUUAUGACCCAGAUGUACAAGAUCAGGUAGAUAAAUAUGAUGUAAUCGAUAAAUAUGAAUGGGCCAUCACUGACAACUCACACGUGGGAAGGACUCAUACUGUAUGGUCAGAAGUCACAGGGAUUACAGUGACACAAGCGGGAAAAGGGAUGCAGUUUGAGGUUGAGCUGGAGGGGCAGUUUGACUUCUCUAAAUGUCGUCGAUUUGCAGUCCGUGGGUAUAACAAGGCUAAGCUCUUCUCCUCUGUCUCAGCGGACAUUAAGGAUUGUGAAGCUUUUGAUCCAAUACUGAUCAAGCCAAAACAUGUACUGGAUGCUGUAGGUCAACCAGAGGCAGACAGAGAUGGAUAUGGACAAGCCAUUUUCCUUGAGAAGAAUGCUCGCUGGCCAGUGGCCGACAAGGAUUAUACACCCAACAUGAACUACCUGUCUGCAGUGUGGCCACAGCUCCGAUACAGGUCCUAUGUGGUGGCAGUACUAAAUGCCAGAACAGUAGAUGCCACCACAUACUAUCAGCAGACUAAUGCAUUGACUCUCUCUGAUCCUUGUAGCCACCCAGAUGCCAUAAAAUGUAGCACAGUAGAUGGGAGAGAAUUUGUCAACUUUAAAUUCAACCCUGGUGAAUUGGUACAUGGUCAGAGAUACAUAAUUUGUAUACACACAGUGUAUACAGAGAUAAAAUUUGAGGAAUGGACCCAAGUCCUGCCAGAGUUAAACACCUGUAGUGAUGGUGUAGUGGUGGAUCUUACUCCUCCAACACCUGGUAAGGUGUGGAUAGGAAAUAUCCCAGGGAUGCGGUACCAGACUUCUACCACAGAUAUGUACAUCAACUGGCAGACAUUUGAAGACGUAGAGGAAAUAAGUGCAAUAUCACACUCAACAGGCAUUCAAGAUUACCAACUCGGCAUAGGUACCACAAUAGGAGGGAAUGAUGUGGUGGCUUUCCACAGUGUUGGGGUGGUGAAUCAUGCAGUUCUACAUGGCCUCUACUUACAGUCUGGCCAUACCUAUUAUGCCACUGUCAAAGCCAUGGACUACGCAGGAAGAGUGACAACAGUGACCUCUGACCCUGUAGUCGUAGAUACUUCCACUCCACAAAAAUCUGAUGCUGCCAUCACAAUAACUGGAAGGCACUUUGUUUCCAAUUCUGAAAUAGAAGCUUGCUGGAAGAAGGUCUUUGUUGAUCCUGAGAGCACAAUAGAUCAUUAUAUGUGGGCAAUAGGUUCUGAGCCAGGGUAUGAUGAUGUCAUGGAUUUCACCAGAGAAGAAUCAGAGUGCGGAGAAAACAGUCCACUAAAUCCACUGGAUCUGAAAGAGGGCCAUGCUUACUACAUCACCGUCAAGGCAAUCAACAAGGCAGGCCUAAUGUCAUCAGCUACAUCCUGGGCCUAUAGUGUUGACCUUUCACCUCCUGUGGCUGGCCACAUUUAUGAUGGAGUCCCAGGGUCUAAUCAUUCCGACAUUGACUUCCAGACAGACAUGUCAUCUUUAAAUGUUUACUGGGAGGGAUUCCACGAUCCUCAUUCAGCCAUUAAGGAGUAUUACGUCAGUGUAGGAACCUGUCCUGCUUGUAGUGACGUCAUUGGCAGACAAGCUUUAGGGAUUGUGAAUUCCUUCAAACUGGAUCAUGUCCACUUUGGAGCUGGUUUGAUCUAUUAUACAUCUCUGACAGCUUGUAAUACUGCAGAACUCUGUACCACUGUGAUGACCGAUGGAGUGAUGAUGGACAAUAGCCCUCCCAGUAUGGGGCUAGUGAUGGACGGAACAAGAGAUCAGGACACCGAGUAUCAGUCCAUCAGAACUUACAUAGGAGCUAAAUGGCAUGGCUUUGUUGACCCCCAGUCUGAACUUGACCAUCAUGUGUGGUGGGCAGGGACCACCCCUGGAGGAAAUGAUAUCCUCCCAGAAAAAGACGUCCACUUGGCUACAACUGGGGUAGUUUUUAAUUUGUCACCAGAACUCCCUAUUGGCAAGCGUGUUUAUGUUACAGUCAGAGCAUAUAACAAAGCUGGUUUAUUUACUGACUCAACAUCAAAUGGUUUCUUGGUGGACACCACAGCUCCAGUCAUUUCCAUGGGUCCAAGGUUUGCCUCAGACUUUAGCCUCGUGUCAGAUACACAGUUCUACAGGACACUGAUGAAGGUGGAGUGGUCAGUGAAUGACCCAGAAUCCCACAUAGAGAGACAAUAUCUCUCUGUAAAAUCUCACAUUGGGGGAGAGUUUGAUCUGGCAUCCACUAAGGUGAAUGGAAUAGCAAGAGACUUUAUCCUAACUGGUAUGAAGUUACAUGAUGGUGUGACUUAUUAUGUAACUCUGAUAUCCUGUAAUGGAGCUCAGAUCUGCAGCUCUGCUACCACUAGUGGUUUGAUGGUGGACACCACCCCUCCAUCCAGAGGAAUGUUUGCUGUUGAAACUGACCAUGCUGCCAACUUGACCAGACACAGUGAUGGCUGGAUGACAUGGGAGAAGACAGCAGUCAAUCUGGCCUGGCUAGGCUUUGCUGACCUUCACUCCAAGAUUUCCCAUUACUACAUCAAUGUAGGAUCAGUCUUCAUGGGCAAUGAUAUGAAUGAGGAGCCAGGUCAGCCAGUAAGAGUUGAAUAUGUGAAUUCAGGGGAGGAUAAGUAUGAUGAGGGAAUCGUACAGACUUCUAAAGUAAAAACCAGUAGUUAUGAUGCCAGUCAGAAAUACUUUUAUAUCAGCAUGUGGGCAGUAAAUAAGGUAGGGUUGAGCAGUUCAAUCAUACACUCCCAGUUUGAGAAGAUCCCAGGGGGUGACCUAUAUUUGAUUCGACGGUGUGAGGCUGUGACUUGUGAGGGGCACUGUGUUUGUGCCCCCCAAGACAAAGUCUGUCACCCUCCCCAAACAGCUUGCCAGGAUAUAUCAUCAAAUAAUCAAAACAACAUACUACAAGUAUAUGAUGUAGCUGGGAGUGGCACAAGUGAUGUAGAUUACACCCCGUCUAAUGUAGUGUUACAGGGGCAGUGGGCUGUUGUCAACAACUUUGGAAAUCCCCCAAAGUGGUAUCAGUGGAGUGUGGGGUAUACCGAGAAAUCCUCCCCAGAAGGAAUAUUUAAUCAGGCAACAGAGAGAAUAUGGCAUGAUGCUGGACGAAAUAUGAAACAAAUCUUUCAAACUAAAAAUGGUAUUUUCCUUAAGGAAACGGUCAAGUACUCAUUCUUCCUAAAAGUGUGGUACGAUGAAAACACUUAUGCCGUGUUUAAAUCUGACGGAGUUACCAUUGCUACACGUAAACCUGCAGUGACAAAUAUAAGGGGCAGUGCAGUGAGAGAGAAAAUGUUGGGAAGCAAUUUUGUAGAUCAAGAUUUCAUGAAGGGAGGGUUUCCUUUCACAGUUGAGUGGAAUAAUAAAUUCCUGGAUGCUGAGAAUGCUAUCAAGACAUUCCAUUUGUAUAUCAGUACAUAUCCAGGAGGACAUGACAUUUUGGAUACCAGUGAGGAUUUACAAGGUACACAAACAUCGUAUAAUGUGAUGAGGUCAUCUGUUCUCCUGCCAGGAAUUACCUAUUACAGUAAUGUCCAGGCGUACGGAUACUCGGACAUCCAUCACACAGAGUCUUCUGAUGGAUUCAAACCAGACAAGACAAAACCUAUCACAGGGAUUGUGUUUGAUGGAAUAGGUUUACAUGACCUGGAGUUCCAGAAUAAGUCAGAUUUAGUAGCAGCUCACUGGCAUGGAUUCUCAGACAUUGGGUCAGGUGUACAGCUUUAUUACUGGUGUGUUGGUUCCACCCCUGAUGUUGUCAAUAAACAUAAAGAUGUGGAGUGUGGAUACCAAAGCUGGAAGGCUGUAGGAUUACAUACCUCUGUGUCUAGGACUUUAGGAAUACCACUCAAUCACAGCAAGACUUACUACAAUAAAGUAUACGCAGUAGAUAAUGUGGGAUAUAAAUCUUCUGUGGUGGUCUCUGAUGGUGUCACUAUAGAUCUCACCCCUCCAGAGCCUCAGUAUCUCUUCCACACUGGCAGCAACAUUCUAACUAAUCCAUCCUUUGAAAUGUCACCUAAUGUGUUACAGUCAGAGGACGUUAAUACAACUGACAUUUGCAAUGUCACUGUGGACUACCAGCCCAGCAGCUGGAAUUUGUCAUCCCCAGGAUGUGCAGCAGUGGUGUCCUCCAACAAGAAUCUGGCCAGAGAUGGCAGAUCUUUUCUCUUUGUCAGAGGGAGUGUGACCCAAAGACUAAAUGAGUUGGUCGUAGGUGGACUAUAUAGGGUAAAUUUUUACUCCAGUCAUCUGUCUAUUAGCAGCUCUACCCAGUCAAACAAAGAGGGAUAUAUACAAAUGGGAGACAAGAGACAUGUAUUCCUCAUCUACACCAAGCCCUACAGAGGAGAUGGCAAUGAGAAACUCUCAGCUAGGGAGGAAGUUUCCUGGCACAAGCACACCUUUUAUUUUAUAGCAAUGGGAAAAUCUGCUGAUCUUCAAGUGGGCAGCGUGGAUGAGAAGACUGGAAUUUUUGUGGAUCACAUGACAGUAGAGCAUGUGGAAAGGGACUCAAAGAACGGAACAAGUGGCUUACAUGUACAGGCCCAUGUAGUUUAUCUACAUGAGUGGGGCUCUGUCCAUGGAUCCUGGAGUUUUGUGGAGGAUGUCAGCUCCAUAACAGAAUAUCAGUGGGCUAUAGGCUACACAAGAGGAGGGACACAGUUACAGAACUUCCAGAGUGUGGGACUGUCUAACUUUGCUUUUAACUCCCAAGUGACUCUGACUCAUGAUUCCUAUAUUUACAUCACUGCCGUAGCCCAGAAUUCAGCUGGUUUACAGGAUGUUUCUUAUUCAGAUAAAAUUCUGGUAGACCUUACCCCUCCCAGAAUAGAAGAAGUCCUAGAUGGUGAUUUGUUAGGAGAAGAUCUUGAUGCUUGGAAGGAGAACACUGUGUAUGUCAACUGGAAAGUGACAGAUGAUGAAUCUGGUCUGGAAUACUGUGAAUGGGCUAUAGGUUAUCAACCAAAAGGCAUUGAAGUACAAAGUUUUGAGAAAAUCAAGAUUGAUGACAGAAAAGCUUACAAAGAUUUUGAUCCAAGCCUACUUCAGGGGAAGACUGUAUACUCUACAAUACAGUGCCAGAACAAAGCAGGCUUACUGUUCAGUUUAUCAUCAAACGGAGUGACCAUAUUUGACCAGCCACCAUCAAUGGCUUCCGCUGUAAUACAGACACGACCAUUGUCAGUGACAGAGUACCCAGCUAUGGAUUAUUAUCAGAGCAUAGACAACAGUCUGAGAAUUGUAUGGAGUGGAGUGGUAGACAAGAUUGGAGUACAGCAGUACAAGAUAUCCGUGAAUAGCAACAAGUAUAAUUUGGAUGGUGAGGGACUUUCGUUUUCUGAUGCUCAAGACGUGCUCUUUGCCAGUGUAAGAAAUGUUGACCUUGGUCAAGGACAAACAAAUGUUACGCUACAGGCUAUAAAUAAACUUCUGGAGCGCAGCAUCCCUCUUCAUUAUAAUCUGACUGUGGUUACAGACAAGCCCAUGAAAGAUGCUUCUAAACAACUCUCUUUAACGUGGCAUGAUGGAAACAAAGAAUUUGUUGUAUCAUGGGAUGGAAUUUUUACAUCCAGUCAUCCACUGAGGUUUGAAGUAUCAGCUGGAACUGCAUUGGGUGGGGGUAACAUCAUCCAAUGGCAAGAGACCCGUGCCACUAGUAUAACAUUUGGACUACCAGAAUCGGUGACUGGUACUUCACGACUCAAGGUCUACAUGAUUGUUCGUGCCAUAACAGCUGGUGGAGAUUACAGUGAUAUACUUGGAACUAUCACCUUACCUGCCUAAUCAAAGGGGAGAUUCAAAUUCAACACUUUCUAUAAAAUUUUUUGAAAAAUUUAUAUAGAAUACAUACAUAUUUUGUGUAUAAUAGACCAUGCAUUUACACAAAGGUAAUUUUUACAUUUGGUAAAAAAAUUAGAGUUAAGUGGCUUUUUUUUUCUUCUUGAUGAACCAGAACAAGAGAUAUAUGUUUUAACUCAGUUCAAAUUAAUUAGUACUUGUUAUAAUUAUCAACACAAGGAAUAUACAUGUAAGAUGUCACAUUUAUUCACUGGUGUUACCAUUGCUGCUUAGUUUCAAGUCCAGAUGCUGCUUCUCUCUUUUUUACAUGUAACUUGAGAACAAACCAGUAGAGCUACAGAGACUUUGGUUUAUUUUAUAUUUUUUUCAUCUUUUAGCUCCACUGGUUGAAGAAAAGUAGAGCUUAUGUUUUGAUUAUGUAACUUCUGCCAUCUUUCUCACUGUCCAUAAACAAAUUUUCAAAAUACUAUUCCUCCUACAGUUUUGGUCCAAUUUCAGUAAAUUGAACAGACUUUUCUAUAUUGCAUUUUCAUUUCUGUCAAUAAGCAAAAAACUGAAAAUAGAUUACUUUGUAAAAAAUAUUUUCAAAUGCUACUUUUCUACACUUUUGGUCCAAUUUCAAUAAAAUUUGGUAAAGUAGUAGUCUAAUUUAGACACACUUAGAC